This is a messenger RNA of Seriola dumerili (greater amberjack), 6019 nucleotides long. It is a transcript of the gene hcfc1b, whose product is annotated as host cell factor 1-like. Gene Ontology annotation, molecular function: transcription coactivator activity; protein binding. Gene Ontology annotation, cellular component: histone methyltransferase complex. NCBI's taxonomy places the organism in Eukaryota, Metazoa, Chordata, Actinopteri, Carangiformes, Carangidae. Bases 505 to 5490 code for a protein of 1661 amino acids. The transcript has 32 exons. The record is from RefSeq and is a predicted model, not a curated record. Gene Ontology annotation, biological process: chromatin remodeling; regulation of DNA-templated transcription.
UCUGCGUAUUUAACAGCGGCCAGCAACCUCGACGGUUCCCCGUCACACCGGUGCAUGGAGCAGCCGUGCAACGAAUUCACCUGCCGCCUGAUCUGCGUUUGUGUGUGCCAGCCUGAGCAGCUACCGGCGACUUUCUGGCGACUCUGAACAGUGUUCACCGGGUAAAAUGGCGGACUGUCCGCUGCAGUCUGCGGGCUAGUUAACAGCACAGCGGUCCAUCUCUGAGCCACCAUCUGGGCUGAGCUUAAAACCGGUUCUUCAGUUUAUGUCUGUUGGAGGCCAGCUUUUCAGUGUCUAAUACACGUUACCGACCCCGGGAUAGACACUGGUCACAGCCCGCAGAGUUAGCCGAGGCAAGUUAGCCACGGAGCUAGUUAGCGGGAUAAUGCUAAUCCCUCGCAGUUAGCGAGCGGGAGACGAUUUUAAACUUUUACUGAAGUCUCAACGAAACUUGGAUUUUUCUCUCACUGAAGACCGGGAGGAGCGGACCCUGACAGCAGCGUCAUGGCAUCCGAACCCGCGGUGCUGCAGCCCCGCUGGAAGCGCGUAGUGGGCUGGACCGGCCCGGUUCCGCGGCCCCGGCACGGACACAGAGCCGUGGCCAUCAAGGAGCUGAUGGUGGUGUUCGGCGGAGGGAACGAGGGGAUAGUGGACGAGCUGCACGUCUACAAUACAGCCACCAACCAGUGGUUCAUCCCUGCGGUGCGUGGUGAUGUCCCCCCUGGCUGUGCCGCCUACGGCUUCGUGUGUGAUGGGACAAGGCUGCUGGUGUUCGGAGGGAUGGUGGAGUACGGCAAAUACAGCAACGACCUGUAUGAGUUGCAGGCGAGUCGCUGGGAGUGGAAACGUCUGAAGGCCAAAGCUCCAAAGAAUGGACCCCCCCCCUGUCCUCGCCUCGGACACAGCUUCUCUCUGAUUGGCAGUCGCUGUUACCUGUUUGGAGGACUGGCCAACGACAGCGAGGACCCCAAGAACAACAUCCCCAGGUACCUGAAUGACCUGUACUCUUUGGAGCUGCGUCCAGGCUCCAGUGUGGUCGGCUGGGAGAUCCCGAUGACGUUGGGUCAGCCGCCGCCGCCCAGAGAGAGUCACACGGCCGUGGCAACGACUGGCCGCACGGCCAACAAACUGAUCAUCUACGGUGGGAUGAGCGGCUGCAGACUGGGAGACCUAUGGGUCCUAGACAUAGACUCUCUGACUUGGAGGAAACCAGCCCUCAGUGGAAUGGCCCCCCUCCCCCGCAGCCUGCACUCCGCCACCACCAUCAACAACAAGAUGUAUGUGUUUGGAGGUUGGGUUCCUCUGGUGAUGGAUGAUGUUAAAGUGGCGACUCAUGAGAAAGAGUGGAAGUGUACCAACACACUGGCCUGCCUCAACCUGGACACCCUGUGUUGGGAGACAGUCGUGAUGGAAAAUCUGGAAGAGAACGUCCCCAGAGCUCGAGCAGGUCACUGCAGCGUGUCCAUCAACUCCAGACUCUACAUCUGGAGUGGCAGGGACGGAUACAGGAAGGCCUGGAACAACCAGGUGUGCUGCAAGGACCUUUGGUACCUGGAGACAGAGCGUCCCUGUGCUCCCUCUCGGGUGCAGCUGGUCCGGGCCAACACGUCGUCUCUGGAGGUGAGCUGGGGGCCAUCACAGACCGCAGACACUUACCUACUGCAGGUGCAGAAGUACGACAUCCCUGCUACACCUGCAACUACCUCACCUGCCUCCAGCCCAGCCCCCAACCCUGUCCCCACUGCCACACCUGGAGCCAGUUCCCCCAAAAGCCCCAUCGCCAUGGCACCUGCGACCCAGGCCAUCCCAUUGUCUGGCAUCACGCUGCUCCCCUCCCCCACUGCCUCCAUACCUGGAAGCCCAUUGGCUGCUGCCAAAGCACCAGCUGUCCUGAAGGUGGCAGCAGCUGCAGGUGCAGUGGGAGGAGCCUCUGUCGUCACAGUGAGACAGGCCGCGCCCAAAUCCCCGGUUGCUGUGACGACACUUCCUGCAGGUGUUCGUAUGGUGGUACCUGCUCAGCCCGGACAGGGGACGCCAAUAGGCAGCGGUUCUCAGAUGAGUGGUAUGGCGGCGUUGGCGGCAGCGGCUGCAGCAACUCAGAAGAUCCCUCCGUCCUCGCCGACUGUGCUGAACGUCGCUGCAGGAGCCACGAUUGUAAAGACGGUGGCUAUCAGUCCAGGAUCCAACAGUCUGCCAGUCAAAGUGGCUGCUCCUGUUACCAUGGUGAGCAACCCGGCCACUCGGAUGUUAAAGACAGCUGCUGCUCAGGUGGGCGGGGCCUCAGUAGUCUCCACUCCAGGGACCCCCACCCGACCAAUCAUCACAGUCCAUAAGUCGGGCACAGUGACAGUGUCCCAACAGGCCCAGGUGGUCACCACGGUAGUGGGCGGAGUCACAAAGACCAUCACUCUCGUUAACAGUCCACUUAGUGUGGGAGGAGGCGGGGCUCUGAUUGGUAACCUCAGUAACCUGGGGAAGGUGGUGUCCAUGGUCCAAACCAAACCAGUUCAGAGUGGAGCGGUUACUGGUCAGGCUGGGAGCAGCCCUGUCACCCAGAUCAUCCAGACAAAGGGCGGCCUCCCAGCAGGAACCAUCCUGAAACUGGUGACGUCAGCAGAUGGUAAACAGACUACCAUCCUCAGCGCCACACAGGCCGGAUCCACACCAACCAAACCCACCAUCCUGGGCGUCUCCCCGACAUCCUCCAAACCCGGAACCACCAUCUUCAAAACCAUCCCAGUGUCUGCGUUGCAGGGGGGAGCAGGUGGUAGCAGUCCAAUCACCAUCCUGACCACCAAAAUGGUAACUCCAGGAACUGUGGGAAAGAUCAUCACCACUGUCCCCAAAAUCACUGCAGGCGGCCAGCAGGGGGUCACACAGGUGGUGUUGAAAGGAGCUCCAGGUACACCUGGUACUAUCCUCAGGACCGUCCCAAUGAGCGGAGUCCGACUGGUGUCACCAGGAGCUGUCGGCUCCAAAUCCACCGUCAUGGUCGUCAAGGCAACCACAGGUGUGUCCAGUCUGGGAACAGUAACAGGAAGUGUCUCCACCACGAUGGCCGGUGGAGCUGUUGCUGCUGCCAACGCCUCACUAGCAACACCUAUCACCACCCUGGCAUCCAUUGCUUCACUGGCCAGCCAGGUUACCACGGCAACUGCUACUUUAGCAGGACCAAAACAGGUGACUCUGAUCACGACUCCCAGCGGUGCUGAAGCUCAGCCUCUGGUCCAGGAUCUACUGGUCCAGGAUCUGCCCGUCUCCAUCAUGGCUUCUCCUACUUCAGAAGAACCUGGAAGUACUACAAGUACUGCUACUACUACCACUGUAGAGGGGUCAGCUGGAGGUACUUCAACUACUACAGUGACGCUGGUCUGCUCCAACCCGCCUUGUGAGACCCACGAGACAGGGACGACCAACACCGCCACCAUUGCCACAGCAGCAAUCGGCAGUGACGACAGAGUCUGCUCCAACCCACCUUGUGAGACCCACGAGACAGGGACGACCAACACCGCCACCGUUGCCUCCACCAACAUGAGCCAAGAGCUGCAGGUGAGCUCUAUCCAGCCUCCAGCUCAGCAGUCUGCUCCUCCCCUUCCUGUCAGUCUGAAUGGAGGAAACACCUGCUCAAAUCCACCAUGUGAGACUCAUGAGACAGGAACCACCAACACCGCUACCACAGCAGGAGCUGGAAGACUCAGACAGGUGGGUUCAAAUCCACCAUGUGAGACUCAUGAGACAGGAACCACCAACGCCGCUACCACAGCAGGAACUGGAGGACUCAGACAGGUGUGUUCAAAUCCACCAUGUGAGACACAUGAGACAGGAACCACCAACACCGCUACCACAGCAGGAGCUGGAGGACUCAGACAGGUGUGUUCAAAUCCACCAUGUGAGACACAUGAGACAGGAACCACCAACACUGCUACCACAGCCACAGCUCAGCAGGGUGGAGACGGUCUGCAGGUAGACUCCACAAACCCAGUCUCCUCCUCUGACUCCGCCUCCUCCACCACAACCAGUCAGAGCAGAGCUGUUACCACGGUUACACAGGCAACGCCCACACCUGGACCAUCCAUACCUGAGAUAUCCUCAUUGGUCGGAGAUGACAGGGCGGAGUCUUCUGAGACAGUGGCUGUCGCCAUGGUGACAGCAGCUGCAGAGGUGGUGGAGAAGCCUUUGCAUACUGACAGCCAUUCUGAGGCUGUGAUGUCAUCAGUAUCGUCAGUGUUGCAGGUUCAUGUGGAGGACAGCGAGGCAGCAGCACAGAUAGGGACAUCGGACAGUGGUCUUCCUCAGGAGCUGAUGUCAUCAGAAGGGGACCUAGGUGAGGUGGUAUCCGGGACGACAACCCUCAUGACGACAGGACUGACCCCAGAUCAGCUGACUGUGACGGAGGAAGCAGCUCAGCAGGCGACAAUACAGGCUGUACUGCAGGCAGCGGGACACAUUGGUGAAGCAGAGGUGGAUCAGUCCAUCCCCAUCGUUCUGACACAGCAGGAACUGGCAGCUCUGGUCCAACAGCAGCUGCAGGACAUCCACAACCAACCAGAACCUGCAGAACCAGAAUCACAGCACAGCAAUGUGCCCACAGAGGGCCUGGCUCCAGCAGACAGCCUCAAUGACCCUGCAGCAGAGAGUAACGGGCACGAGCUCACAUCAUCAGCAGUAACGAGCGCCGUUGCCCGAUUGGCCAGCACGUUCAGCCCCGCCCCUGCUCUGACAGUUGGUCCAACUAAAAUCCAAGCUGCUGCCACAGUGACAGAGGUGACCAAUGGCAUCGCAGCAACCACAGGGGGGGUCCAGAUGAAGUCUUCGGUGAGGGACAAUCGGUGGUGUGAUGUCGGCAUUGUCAAGGUUACCAACAUGGUGGUCUCUCACUACUACGUCCCGUACGACGACAACAUGGCCGACGACGACUCAGGUGUGAUGCCGGACUACAGUCAAAUGAGGAGGGUGGAGCUGCAGCCGGGGACGGCCUACAAGUUCCGUGUUGCAGGGAUCAACAUCUGCGGCCGUGGAGCGUUCUCCGAGGUGUCGGCGUUUAAGACGUGUCUGCCUGGUUUCCCUGGAGCACCCUGCGCCAUCAAGAUCAGUAAGAACCUGGACGGAGCUCAGCUCACCUGGGAGCCUCCUGCUGUCACAUCGGGGAAGAUCAUGGAGUACUCCGUAUAUCUGGCCAUCCAGUCCAGCCAGGCCACCUCCGGUUCAGGUUCUGUUCCUGCCCAGCUGGCCUUCAUGAGGGUCUACUGUGGUCCCAACCCGUCCUGCCUGGUCCAGGCCUCCAGCCUCGCUAACGCCCACAUCGACUACACCACCAAACCCGCCAUCAUCUUCCGCAUCGCUGCUCGCAACCAGAAGGGAUACGGGCCGGCAACGCAGGUCCGGUGGUUACAAGAAACCAGUAAAGAUGCCAAACCAGCAGUGAAGAGACCAGGACCUUCUCCUGACUUUAAACCUGUAGGACCAAAGAAGUUCAGAACCCACCAAUAGGAGGAGCCCACUGCUGCUGAGGACGGUGAUUGGCUACCGUUGUCUCGAGCUCCACCCAGCAGGUGGUUACCAUCAUGAGGAGGAGACUGGGCUCUGACAGCUUCCUGUCUCACAGGAAACAAACAAAAUAAAAGACUUGUAGGAUAUUUGUACAUUAUCGACCAAUCAGGACUCAGUUCUUCUACAGUUUUUUUUUUUUUAUUGUUUGUUUUUUGUUUUGUUUUGUUUUUUUUCAUGGAGAAAGCGAGGGGUGGAGACAACAGCUUUUCACCUUCAGAUGGAAACAAUAAAGUUUGAGUUUAUAUGAAUUGUAGUUCUGUCUGUCAGACGUCAAUUUAAACAUCAAAUGUCACACACCCAUCAGGGGGCGGAGUUUAAACCUACUCUCUAAAUUAUUUUCUUCCUGUAAUUUUUCUUUUUUAUAAACAUCUGUAAGAACAGUUUCUUCUUCUGUUGCUGAAGCGUUCAGCUGCCAUCAGAGCGUCUCAUUGGUCGGUGGAUUUCCAGCUGUUUGUCAAUAUUCUCUGGA